AUGUAUAUUCAGCCAGUCCCUACUUGGCUUGGUGAAGCGCAAUGUUUGAUUGGUGUACCGCACUUUUUAUUUGUGUGAAUCAUGGAGACAAAAGGGAAUUGCAAAAAUAUUCUGCCUUGAUGAAAAGUCAAGGAUUGUGAGCUUGAUGCAAGAUCUUUUGACGAAAUUGACUCAAAUUAUAGUGUUAGUGACAGUGAAGACAGUUUGUUUUGAGAUGAAGAGUUUUGGGAUAGAGUUGAAGAAAUUCUUGGAGAUGAAGGAACAGUUUCUGAGGACAGCGAAGUUGAAGAGGAUGAAGAAAAAAAGUAG
Blepharisma stoltei is the source of this 309-nucleotide messenger RNA. The record is from the annotation of a GenBank genome assembly. Lineage: Eukaryota; Ciliophora; Heterotrichea; Heterotrichida; Blepharismidae.